Messenger RNA from Danaus chrysippus (African queen), 1488 nucleotides. NCBI's taxonomy places the organism in Eukaryota, Metazoa, Arthropoda, Insecta, Lepidoptera, Nymphalidae. The record is from the annotation of a GenBank genome assembly.
AUGUAUAUUUCGCCAUUUAUAAAACAGUGUUUCGUGACAGUGACUGUGGGUAUCAAUACGAUCACAUACGGGUGUGCGCUUGGAUUCCCAGCUAUACUUCUGCCACAACUUAAAUCUCCAAAUUCUGCACUAGAAAUCACUAAAAAAGCUGAAUCAUGGAUUGCGGCAAUACUUGCUCUGAGUUUGUUGUCAGGAAAUUUUGUAUCUCCUUUUAUCAUGGACAGACUUGGUCGAAAAACAGCUCACUUUACAGUAUCUGUAAUAUUUUUGUGCGGAUGGUACAUCACUCUCCUUGCUUCGAAUGUUGAAGUACUUAUUAUCGGGAGACUAUUUCUGGGCAUAGCUGGAGGUAUUUUAAGUACAUUAAGAUCAAUUCUCGUGGGGGAAUAUACCAGUCCUCGAAAUAGAGGAGCUUUUCUGUCAACACUGUCCCUUACUCAGGCCUUUGGUAUAAUGUUGGUACACCUCAUGGGUUCUCUCUUUUCAUGGCAACAAACAGCUCUGAUGUGUGUUUUCUUUCCUUUCAUAAGCCUCAUAAUGAUAAUAUAUACUCCUGAAUCGCCAAGUUGGCUUAUAGCAAAAGGCCGCUAUGAUGAAAGUAGACAAGUCUUCAGAUGGCUCAGAGGAAACGAUGAAGAUAAUGAACUUGAGAGCAUGAUAUUGGCAAGGAUGGCCUUCGAACAAGCCAAAAUAAAGGAAUAUAAAAGUGGCAACUGCUUUCGACGAUGGUUUCAAACAAUCAAGAAGAAAGAGUUUUAUAAACCUAUACUCAUUCUUAUCCACAGUAAUACUAUUUUGCAUUUCUCUGGGGGAACAACUAUUGCCUCGUAUUCUACGGUAAUUUUAGGUCAUUUAAUGGGACCAAAAGCUAAUGUACAUUUUUGGAUGGUAUUCCUUGACGUGCAAAGAGUAAUUUCUAAUUCAAUUUUCGUUUACAUUAUAAACAGAACCAAAAGAAGAACAAUGAUAUUUUCAACUGGUGCUUUAUCUGUGUUAAGCCACGUCGCUAUAGCUAUCUUCGUAUAUUUCAAAACAUCAGGAUGGAAUUACGACUCUAUUUGGCUUCCAGCGUUGCUCAUAAAUAUUCAAUUCUUCGCAGUAGCUGUAGGAACUGUUCCUCUCCCACAAGUCAUAGGAGGAGAAGUUCUGCCAUUAGAAUAUAGAAGUAUUGGUGGCACGAUAAGCUUAGCGACAGGAGGGAGCAUAAUGUUCUUAGUUCUUAAGACGUUUCCAGAAUUAAUAGAUAAUUGUGGUUUACACGGUACUUAUGUAGUGUAUACAAUUAUUAUUUUUAUUAAUUUGCUGUUAAUCGGAAUAUUUUUACCUGAAACAAAAGGAAAAACUUUACAACAAAUUGAAGACGAAUUUAGAGGUAGACCUUUGAGAUUGGAAGAAAUUGAAGCAAGACAGUCGUUGCAUUCCAAUCCUGUGGAAAAUUAUAAAAGAAAAAUGUCUGAGAGUAACACGAUAAUAGAAACGUAUAACUGA